AUGCUGCUGCCGGCGCCCACCUCACUUGCCCCGAACGUCUAUGCGGCCGGACCGUUGGACCGUGCCGAAGAGCUGCGUCGGGACGAGGUCAAGUUGGCCGGCGUGUUGACGGACUCGACCAGCCUCUUUGUUCCGGUCUGGCAGGAUCGCCACCUCUUUCGCGAAGAUGGGUGCGGCGGCGCGGAAGCGGUUUUUCUGUCAGCCGACCGCGCCGAAGCCCUCAUGGCUGGCGGCGCCGACUCCUGCUUUCUCGGGCUUCGCGAGGGGGUCGCGUACUUCGCGCUGGACCUCGGCCAUCUGGAAACACCGGAUCACGCACCGGCCUUGGCGGGGCUCGGCGACUUCGCCGACCUUCGGCGUAUCGGCCCGCUGCUGGCUCGCGACGAUAGCGCCAUCCUGGCACUUGCGCGCGCUCUGGUGCACUGGCACGGGCGGCACCGGUUCUGCGGGCUUUGCGGUGGAGAGACCCGCUCGGAACAGGGAGGGCACCUCCGCCGCUGCCAGACGCCGGACUGCGGAGCGCUUCAUUUCCCGCGGACCGACCCGGCGGUGAUCAUGUUGGUGCACGACGGCGGCGACCGCUGUGUGCUCGGGCGACAGGCGCGAUUCCCGGCCGGCAUGCACUCGACCUUGGCCGGAUUCGUGGAGCCCGGAGAAAGCCUGGAAGAUACGGUCGUGCGCGAGGUCCAUGAGGAAGUGGGACUGACGGUGCGGCAGGUGACGUAUCACUCCAGCCAGCCCUGGCCCUUUCCGUCUUCGCUCAUGCUCGGCUUCUACGCGGUCGCCGAGCCGGCGAGUCUGAGGAUCGAUCCCCAUGAACUUGAGAGCGCGGCCUGGUUCACGCGGUCCGAGCUUCUGAAGUCGCCGGAGGAUGACAGCUUCCGGCUGCCACGCUCGGACUCCAUCGCACGCCGUCUGGUUUCGGACUGGCUGACAGGGCAAUGGCAGCAGCGGUUGUGA
Messenger RNA from Symbiodinium necroappetens, 960 nucleotides. The record is from the annotation of a GenBank genome assembly. NCBI's taxonomy places the organism in Eukaryota, Dinophyceae, Suessiales, Symbiodiniaceae.